AUUCCCACUUUAGAAGCCGAAACGGGAAGACGUUUAAAAUUCCGGUGCAAGUCAAUCAAGUCUGCAGGAGGAAUCGUUUCUAAUUUACAUCGUUUCAAUCAAACCAAAGUUGAAGCAAUGGCGUCGCUACCCAAUGAAUUGAAACAGUUAUUUGACUUUGUCAAUGGCAAGAAGUCCGAUUACAUUGAGACCCUGAGAACCGCAGUGGCCAUUCAAUCCGUCUCGGCCUGGCCGGAGAAGCGGGGCGAGAUCGAUCACAUGGUCAACUGGACGGCGGAAAAGCUAAAGGCAUUGGGCACACAGAUCGAGCUGGUUGAUCUGGGCAAACAGAAGCUGCCCACGGGAGAGGAGAUUCCACUGCCAAAGGCUUUGCUGGGCACCUUGGGGCAGGAUAAAAGCAAGAAAACGGUGCUGGUCUAUGGACAUUUGGACGUUCAGCCCGCCCUAAAGGAGGAUGGCUGGAAUACGAAUCCCUUUGAGCUGACUGAAAUCGAUGGCAAGCUGUACGGACGUGGCGCCACGGAUGAUAAGGGUCCAGUGCUCUGUUGGAUUCAUGCCAUCGAAGCAUUCCAGAAGCUGAAUAUACCGCUCCCAUUGAACCUGAAGUUCGUCUUCGAGGGCAUGGAGGAGAGCGGCAGCGAGGGACUCGAUGAGCUGCUGAUGGCACGCAAAGAUGAUUUUCUGGCGGAUGUGGACUUUGUUUGCAUUUCGGACAACUAUUGGCUAGGCAAGAAGCGUCCCUGCCUUACCUAUGGACUGCGCGGCCUGGCCUACUUCCAGGUGGAGGUCGAGUGCGCCACCAAGGAUCUGCAUAGCGGCGUCUUUGGCGGCACGGUGCACGAGGCCAUGCCCGAUCUGUGCUACCUGCUGAGCACCCUGGUAGACAAGGACACAAAGAUCCUGAUACCCGGUGUGGAUCGUGAUGUGGCUGCCAAAUUGCCCAAUGAGGAGGAAAUCUACAAGAACAUCGACUUUGAAGUCAACGAAUACAAGAAAGACGUUGGCGUCGACCACCUGCCCCAUAAUGGAGAUAAGACGCGCCUGCUGCAGGCCAGAUGGCGUUAUCCCAGUCUGUCCAUCCAUGGCAUCGAGGGCGCCUUCUAUGAGCCUGGCGCCAAGACUGUCAUACCCAAGAAGGUCAUUGGCAAGUUUUCCAUUCGCCUGGUGCCCGAUCAGGAUCCCAAGCAUAUUGAGGAAUGCGUGACCAAGUACAUCAACGACAAGUGGGCAGAGCGUGGAUCGCCCAACAAAAUGAAGGUUGUCAUGUUGUCCGCCGGCAAACCCUGGACCGAGGAUCCCAAUCAUCCGCAUUACGAGGCCGCCAAGCGUGCCAUCAAACAUGUCUUCAACGUGGAUCCCGAUAUGACGCGUGAAGGUGGCUCCAUUCCCGUUACCUUAACCCUGCAGGAGGCCACUGGCAAGAAUGUGAUUCUGGUGCCAGUCGGCGCUUGCGACGAUGGUGCUCACUCACAAAACGAGAAGAUCGACAUCUACAACUACAUAGAAGGCACGAAGCUACUGGGCGCCUAUUUGCAUGAGGUGGGUAAAUUGUAAAUGAC
Messenger RNA from Drosophila navojoa, 1559 nucleotides. It is a transcript of the gene Cndp2, whose product is annotated as Cytosolic non-specific dipeptidase 2. Gene Ontology annotation, biological process: proteolysis. Gene Ontology annotation, molecular function: peptidase activity. The record is from RefSeq and is a predicted model, not a curated record. NCBI's taxonomy places the organism in Eukaryota, Metazoa, Arthropoda, Insecta, Diptera, Drosophilidae.